CUCACAUUCACACGGAGGACUGGGAUGCGAGAGAGCCCGACGAGAUGGAGACCUUCAUCCAUCUUUACCUGAACCUGAUCGAUCUUGGGAGUGAAGCCAAGAUGUGACCGUCACGGCGCGUCAUUGUUUGGAUCCCUCCAGCCUUUACAACACUUGUUUCUAUAGCAACAGAUAUAUCACAGUAUCCUAAAAAGUCCCAUUUCCACAAUGCAGUCCUCUAGCAGUUCCUCUCAGCCUCCAAAGCCGCGGCGCUUUGACGUCAGCAGAAGGACCAAUACCUUAGCUGCACCAAAGUCUCAUGGCCCUGGUUUUCAGAGGGAGGAUAAAAACAUGAACACAAUCACCACAUCCUCCCCACGCCGGCCUACUAAAGGCCCCGCUGCACCCACCAGGACCAGGGUGGGAGUGCAGCCUCGAGCUCCAGUAAACCAGUCCAGGUUUUGCUCUCAGAAACAGGGUACCACCAUCUCCAAAGCAGCUAAACCCAAACCCAAGAAUGCUCGUGCAUCUGCAGCAACCAAAAUUGCACCUGCAGCUGCUCCGCCUCCUCCGCUUCCAUCCGUUCUCCCUCUUGACCCGAAUUGCAACGAGCCGAGCCUCCCGUGUCUGUGCUGCGAUGGCCGCUCCCCACAGGACAACAACAGUAUGUUCAACCAUAACCACAAUAACAACAACACCAUCUCUCUCAGACAGCAGCUACAGCUUCCUCCUCCUCCGGCCCCGUUACCCCAGGGGCAGGAUGGGACGGGGGCCAAGGAGCAACGUCAACCUCCAUCACAAGUGCAGGCCCAGCUGGAGCCCUCUGCCUGCCCACCUGCCAGUCUGGAAAAUGAAGACAAACAUGCAGAUGAAAGCGAGGACCUGGAUAACAAGAAAAAUUUAAAAGUAGAAGAAGAAGACGACGAAGAAGAGAGCAGUGGGGAUAUUGAUAUCGAUGAUGAUGAAGAGGAGGCUGACAAUGAUGACGACGACGACGAUGAUGACACUCUGGUGCCCUCAUGCUGUGACUGCCCCCCCUCCCUCCUGGAGUUCUCACUCUCCUCUUCUACCUCCUCAUCCUCCACUUCCAUCAGCUCCUGCUCUGAUCUGGAGUCUGACUGUGCAGAUCAAUCCGCCUCCAUCUGCUCUUCCCAUGACCAAGAAAAUCUCUCCGUCGCUAUGUCCCCCAAAGACCAUUCUCUUCCUCAAGCCCCUGAAUGCCAGCCUCCUGCGCGCUCACCCCCAUCCCUUCCUCUUAGUCGCAAUCCCUUCUCCUUAGCAUCACAUUCCCCGAUUCCCCCUUGCUCCCCAGAUGAGGGCUACCCCUCGGCCCUGGACUCCCCUUCUCCUGAUUAUUUAGGAGUCAAAGGGGAUUCUGAGGUCACCAAACUAGGUUUGCUCGACUUUCUAGAAUCAGUAGGGGAGUUUGGGAAAAUGGAGCGCUUCAGCCAGGUGAUCCAAGUGGCUCGUUGGGAUCUGGAGGGGGAACAGCACUGGGAUGUUCUAAGGGAUCGGUUAGAUCACCUGGAUCGCUUGGAGAAAGUCAACCGAGAGGUAAAACUGGCCUACAUCGCCAAACUCCAUGAGAGGGGAUUUGAUCUCGGAGACCUGGAGGAGCAGGACCUCUCGGAUGUCAUGGAUGAAAUGGGCAACAUCGACAUUCCCUGGAAAUUGUAUAAAAACCGCGGGGGAACGAUGGGAGACUCUCAGGAGUUUUCAGAUGCUGGGGUCGACCUCACCGCUCCAUCAGACUGCGAUGAUCCCCUCGUUCCAGAUUCCCUCACCCCUUCCCCCGUCGAACCGCCACCUAGGCCCCCGAAACCUCCAGCGCGUCACGCCAGCGUGAGCUCUUACCUCCACACCUACAUCAAUAUCAGCAGGGAGACCACUUCCAUGGCUGUCUCCACGUCUCCUACACUGUCUACUUUCUCCCCUAACUCAUCAUCCCCCACGUUCACCACUUUUAGGUGCGAGAAACCCCUACCUCCAUCUCCACCAUCAGUUCCUCCUCUCCCUGCCUCUAAACCGGUACCUUAUCUCACCCUCUAUACCACUCCUUCUCCACCUCCAGCUAUCCCAACCCCAACCCCUCCCAUCCCUCCCCCUCGGAAACGCCACCUUGCCAGGAAGGAGGCACAGCGGCUUGCUGCUCUUCAAGCCGAACAGGAAAAGACCCCGCUGUCCCUACCACCUCCUACCACGCGGCCACCACCUCUUCCUCCUCCACCUGUAAUCUCUAUCUCCACAUCCCCCCCUGCCAUACCACCUCCACCUGCCCUGCCUCCUCCCCCCUCCUUCCAUGCCCUGGAUGUAGAGAUUCGGAAGUUAUUGAUGCUUGCAGGAUUGACCCAAGCUGAGCUCCUCAAACUCAGCCCAGAGCUUGGUGUCUGUGUAGGAGGGUUAGAGGAUGAGGGAGAUGGAGAUAAUCGUCUUCCGUCUAGAUCCAUGGAGUCACAUGAGUUCAGACUACAAGACAGGGAGGAGGAGAAGGAAUUUGACACCGAAUUCGUGGCUAGAGGUGGAUGCAGCAGCAGAGGAAAGUUGGAUGGAGAUCAAAGAGUAGAUAUUGCUGAAGAAGGCAAAACGAGAGAGGAGAGCAAAGACACACAAAGGACCACCUCCUUCACAGAGAUGGCAAGAAGAAGGAAGAGGAACGGUGGUGUGACUUCCGACCAUUACUACAGCACUGGUCUUAGCAAUACACAAGAGACUAAAGCACAGAGCAUGAGCUUUGAGACUUUCCAUUAUCCUCCUGAGUUACCAGAUUCACCUCCCCCUCCUCCUCCUCCUCGCCCCUUACCACCAAUCCCCCCGUCUUUGCCACCCCUCAAAGUCAGCACUCUCCCUGCCAACUCUGCACAACCUGAGCGAUUUGACUGGCUCAUAGCGUUCACACCUGAUUGUGACGCCCCGCCACAGCCUCUGGCCCUGGAAAUGAGAAGAUCUCACAUGGAAACCCAAAAGAAGCCCAGUUCGUCAGGGUCAUCUCCAGGGUCAGCGCCAAAGGUCACAACCUUCAAAGAGCUGCGUUUCCGCAACAAGAGCACUUGCCCCCAAACAAAGGUGAUCACUGACCCAGACCCUGACCCCACAGUCAUCACUCCAGAUGCAGAUAUACUGUACAACCUGAAGUGGAGGAGAGAGAAGGCAGGCACCGAUGGCAACCAGUGGGAAUACACCUCUCAGGCUCAGGCCCUGUUCAUGCAGCCGCCGCCGGCUCUCACCUCAAUGGCUGCUCUGAAGGAAAUGCUCAAGAGAGCUGACGAGGAGGGCGGUCAACCAGAGCUGUGCCCAUCACAGAAGAUUGGCUGCUCAGUCAGUGACAGCAGCCUGUGGACCAUGGGCAGAGAGUGGGAGGGUGAGGAAGUUAAGAGGGAGGAAAAGGAAGGGAAGGAAGAAGAAAAAGAGGAGGAGGUGGAGGUGAGAGGACGUGCCGAUGGAGGAAGGACUUUUCAGUCAAGAACUACAGUUUCCUCACCCCCACUCUCCCUCGCCCAGUCCUCCCAACCCUACUUCCUCCACACUGCCCUCCCUUCCUUUCGCAGAGGCUACUGUAACUCCCAACCCUUUGCAGAUCCAAGGCCCCACAACCAUGUAGGCAGGGAGUCUACAGACAAACACUGCAGCACACAGUGGACCCCUGCUGCCAGCUCAGCUUGUAUCCACAGAGAUGAUUCCAGCACUGAUUUAAGCUGUGGGUUUAACUGCGAUUCCCUGGCUGAUCUCAGUGUAGACUCUCCUCGUGAUUAUGGGAAUAUCUCUAAGCAAAACACACUCUCGGCAUACCAAUCUAUCAGCGAUUCCAAAACUAACGACAGGGAGUUUGUGUCUGACUCCAUUUGUAAGUUUGACUCUCUCUACCGCAGUGACUCAGAGAAGAAGCAUGACACAGACAUUAAGUCAGAUACACCUGUUAGUGGCACCACUGAGGCACCAGGUUGCACCACUCCAUAUAAGAACAUAGAUGUCAUGAUGACACAUUCAAACAGCAUCAGUGCUAAGGAUUCCCUGUAUUCAGAAAAGUGCACACACUCAAACACUGACCACAACAGCAACAAGGCCAGGACAUCCAAAGAACUUCCUCCUCUCCCCACUUAUUACCUGUACCACCCUAAGAACUGCCCUCUGCACAGGGGUGCCCCUCCACGCCUCUCCCCUAUCGGAGCCCUCUCCCCUCCCCACCGCCCCGGAGUGCCCCCCUCAGGCGCAGCAGGCUCCUGCCUCAGCUCCCCGCUUUUCCCCCGCUCGCACACCUUGCCUGCCCUUGCUGCUCCCCUCUACUAUCCAAACCUCUACCCUCCUAUACCGCCCAGGGCGCCCCCCCUACCCCCAAAACUCAACCAGGCUCCUCCGCAGUCACGCGUGGCGACUGUUCGCAGUGUCUCAUUCGCUGGCUCCGUACAGAGGGGAGAGACGUCCUGGAUGGGCGAAGAUGUGAAGUUUCCAAUGAGAGGUCUCGGCCUGUCCUCUCUGUGUCUGCAGGAGAAGAAAGCUCUGGUCAGUGCGGUCAGUGUGGCGGUGGAAGCCAUUUUGGCCCAGUUCAGCUCUUCUCGGACUGUAGUUCAGAAGUCUCUCUCAGUUAACAAGGCCUUAUCAGGAGACAGCACUAUAAAUCCAUCUCUGGGCCGUCUGGUGCUGCAGUGCCUCUGCCCCGCCCUGCACAGCUUGCUGACCGAUGGCUUAAAACCCCACCAGAGUGACCUGAUUGCAGGCAGGAGGCCAAACUCUGCCUGGGGCCUGGUCCAAGCUUCCACCAAGCCAGGUCCUAGAACGCAAGCCUUGUUCAAUCUACAAGCUCGAGUCGGGGAGCUUCCCCAGCUCAGACAGAGCAAACACAGGUUCAAUGCGUUCCUCCUUGGCCUACUGAAUACCAAGUCUCUUGACUUCUGGCUGUCUCACCUUCAGUCCUGCAGUGAUGUGUUGGAGACAUACUACCGUCCCACCUCCUUUAUGCGUCUGUCCCUGACCACCUGCCAGCCUCUGUUCGAGGAGCUGCUGCUCGUGUUGCAGCCUCUCAGCCUGUUGACCUUCAACCUCGACCUGCUUUUCCAGCACCACCAUUUGGAGCCAGACAGUCACAGCCCAGAGAUCCCCAGUCCGCCCUGUCAGGAUGCAGGGUUCCAGAAGUCCACAAAGGGGUCCCAAUCCAAAAUCACAGGCAGCAGAUAUAUGGAAAGCCUCUCAGAAUUAGACUUUGGAAGCCCGGAACGUCAGGCAGCUAAAGAAAAACCCUCAACAUUAGCUGAUCCAAAGAACGGAGGAUCAGGGGAGUCGACACAACUCGGUGCUGCUCCCAUAAAGGCUUCGGUCUCUCUCGGUCAGACAAGUCCUCAGCUGUUGUGGGUGCAGGAGAAGGAAAUUGGAGAGUUACCUCCUCCUGAUGUUGAGGAGGACAGCCUUGCUCAGCAGGCAGGACAGGUGAUCCAACAGGGUUGGGGGGCGGUGAUGCGCUGGGGAGGUCGAUUUAGCCAGAACCUGGCUGAGCUGAGCCUGUCUGCAGGGAAGAAGGAGGAAAUGAAGACAGAUUUGCCAGACCUCCAGACCCAGACAGGAAGUGACUACACUCCGGUUAGCAGUGGUGGUCAGGUUCCCUGGGGUUUUGGUCGGCUGUUUGGAGCCUCUAAAAGCCCCAACAGCCCAACAGGUCACACACCGCCAACCAGGCGUCCCUCUCAGUGGUUGGCUCCUGGUGUUACGGCACUGACCAGAAUGGUGAGCAGCAGCUCCACCCCGAUGAUGAGGAGGGCCGCGGAGCCUCAGGGAGAAAGUGAGCCAGAGUCAGACAAAGAGGUCGACACACUGGAGAUGAAGGACAAACCCCGACCACUCAGGUCAGUACGAACGCUGUGCGACCACACAGGGGCGGGUUCGGAGCUCAGCUUCUGCAAAGGCGAGGAACUCGUGGUGUUAGGAGGCGUCGACCAAGACUGGAUUCGCUGUCGUCAGGGAGACAAAGAGGGGCUGGUACCUAUUGGCUACACGUCCCUCAUCAUAUGACUUCGGCACCACAACUGCUGCACUCAAUCAAUAAAAAAAAUAAAAUAAAAAUAUAUAUAUAUUUUAGGCGAGUAUUGAGAGGUGAUGGUGAGGCACCUCUACUCUGAAAGGGAUAUUUCACACUUGCUUGGUUAGAGUUUGAGUUGAGUUCAAACGCCAUCUGUUAUGCUUUACGUUCAUCAGGAGCAGUCUGCAGCCCUCUCCCUUUAUGAACAUAUGGGAGGCCCCCCCCCCCCAUCACAAUCCAUCCAGUCUGGUAGCAUUCAACUAAUGGAUUUUAGCAGCAGGAAUGCAGCAGAUGGUGUGAAAUAAUGACUCAAGUCAAAUUUAGACCAUUUCACACUGGAAGACCUUUGAUCUCGGAGUGAAGUAUCCCUUUAAAUGCCCCUUUCUCAGUUUCGGCCUUCCUCGCCUUCAGCCACUGAUCUGAGAAAAAAUGAUCACAGGGGAAAUUCUGUGCAAUCAACCACUAGCAGAUUCAAGUGGUGUCAGAUCAGCGGCUGCCUGUCGUGAGGAGGCGACAGUCGACAGCCUGGUAGUAACCGCGUAAAUAUCUCUUUUCGUCAGCCGCAGAGAGUCGUGGUUCGCAGGCUGUCGAGGGGAGAGAGCAUGUCAGAGUACUGGGCCGUAGCUCCUGUUGCAUACUGCGUAGUAAUGUAGUGAAUUGUAGCUGUGUAGAUCUGUGUUCUAUUGCCCUUUCACCCCUCUUGACUUCUCACCUUUAUCGCCUGGUUCAUGUGUGUUUUGACAUGUUUCUGCUACUAUAUUUGACUGUAUAAAUAUACAUAAAAAAAAGAAUAUAUAUAUAUAUAUAAAUAUAUAUAGAUACAUAAAUUGAGAUUGUUAUUACCAAGAUAGAUAGAAAAGAUAGAUGAGCAAGAGAAAGCAGGUAGUGAAACACAAGCAGCAGCUUAAUACCGUGGCCACAUAGAAGAAGUGGAUGAUUAAUAAUGAAUGGAUUAAUUCUUUGUCUUCACAUCUGCAACUUUCCACACACAUUAAGUGGUUGUCAUACAUGCAAAAAGAAAGGUGUAUGUGUUUGUUUUAAGUAUGAAAUCCAGUAUCUUCCCUCUUGUGUGCUUUAUGUAUUGCCAUUACCUUGACAUCAUAUUCAUCAAAUAAUUAGACAUAGUGUUAUUCAUACCGUUAAACACUGUAUGCAUUGCAAUGUGCCAUGAAUGCUUCGAAUUAAUGCCAGAAAAUAUCUUUCUGUCCCGACACAGUUAUAGAGGAUAGUAUCAGACAACAGCAAUCUGUAGCUAAGCUCUCCACUCGUCCAAAACCUCACAGGGCCAACGUGGGUCACAAAACUAUGCUCAGCUCUUGUUCAACACUAUCUGAACUUAAAAUUAUAUGAGAAAAUCCAUGAUGUAUGUAAUUCAUAACUGCUACUGUAAAGUCUGUAGGUUUGGUGGCUGGUCUUCACCUUGUACCUCAGCUUUUGUAUUUAACUUUUACCCCUUCCUGCCAUGUUUGCUGAUCAUAAUCAUUGGUAUUAAUGAUAGUGGUAGUAGAAGUGGUAGUGGUGGAAGUGAUAUGUUGAUUCUAAUGUUGCUCAUAUGAAAUAUGUUGCUUUGUGUCAUAGAUUUAUUAGUUAUUCUCUAGAUUCUGUAUUUAUGACUAUGCAUAUGGAUAAAUGUACAACUAAAAUCCUUUUUUUGUUUGUUUUACAAAGCCAUGAUUAUAAUUUAAUGUUCUCAUGCAAGUUGCCACCUUAAGGCCUAAAGUAAUAUCUUAAAUAGUUUAAAGUGAAAAUAAGAGUCUGGUUAAAAAAAAAAAAAAAAAAAAAAAAAAGACCUGACACUAAAGAGCCUCCAUUGAAUUCAGCAGGAAUGUUUCAGUGCUAUCGAUCAGGGAAAGCUCAGUCCUUCAAAGGUUCCUCAUGUUAUUGUGUCAAUGCCAUGUAGCAUGAGAUUACUGUCACUAUGGCAACAGUCGAGUAGCAUUAUGUUAAACCAGUGCUCAUAACUUGUAACUUGUGAUCACAAUAAAAUGCCAUCAAAUGGAUAAUACCUAGGUGUUUACAAGAAAUAACGUCUAGAUAAAGAUAGUAUAUGAGUUGACACAUUAAGUUGUGUUAAUGCUUUUUUUCUGUUUGUUUGUGUAUAUUCUUUUUUCCAAAAGUGAGAUUAUACUCUAAAUGCGUUUGUUUGAAAGCUGUUAAUUUAUUGGAUGUACUAUUUAUUGAUCUUGAGGUUUUUUGAAAGGAAUAGCUCUCUAUUUGACCCAUCGGGUGUCUCUAUCUAUCUGGGUUCUUUGUGUGUGAGUGAGAAAGUGUGUAUGUGCGUGCACAUGGCAGCAUAUGAGGCAGUGAAAGCAGCGAAGAGUGUGAGCACAUCUGUGUGUCUGCACAUCCUGCACUUUCACUUAUGUGUGCAUGUGUGUGUUUAACAAUGGGUCCUGUACCUCCCUCUCCUCCUCUCUUUCUCUCACUGGUGUCAUGUAGCCUGUAGACAUCCCCCUGUGUCCUACUAUUGCAUUUAGUUGAGUGCCCCUCUAGUGUCAGUCACUGUCCACCUCCUGCAUGUGCUUGUUUGUAAAUACACCAAAUAAAAUGAUCAGUAUAAACCAA
Seriola dumerili (greater amberjack) is the source of this 8548-nucleotide messenger RNA. It is a transcript of the gene rusc1, whose product is annotated as RUN and SH3 domain containing 1. Lineage: Eukaryota; Metazoa; Chordata; Actinopteri; Carangiformes; Carangidae. Gene Ontology annotation, cellular component: cytoplasmic vesicle. The transcript is spliced from 13 exons. The record is from RefSeq and is a predicted model, not a curated record. Bases 208 to 5976 code for a protein of 1922 amino acids. Gene Ontology annotation, molecular function: protein binding.